Messenger RNA from Emiliania huxleyi CCMP1516, 735 nucleotides. RefSeq lists its product as hypothetical. The transcript has 3 exons. The record is from RefSeq and is a predicted model, not a curated record. Lineage: Eukaryota; Haptophyta; Isochrysidales; Noelaerhabdaceae. Bases 1 to 735 code for a protein of 244 amino acids.
AUGUCUCUACUUGCGUGCCUUCCGCUUGCCGAGCGCCUUGUCGGAGGAUGCACCUGGCGAGCUGCGCGUCGAGCGCGAGCCAGGCGACGCCGGCGAAGCUGCACGUACCGCGGCGCCAACUUUGACUCGCGCCGCCUCGACGAGGCGGGCCACCGUUUCGAUGAAAGCGUCGGCGCCGGCGGCGUCGCUCUCGAAGAGCUCGCCGCGCUCGUUCUCGUCGAAGUCGUAGGCGCCGGCGCAGGAGCAGCCGCAGUCGUCGUCGCCGCCUUCUUUGCAGCGCGUGCCUCUCUCGCCUCCCUGGCGCGCUUCUCCAAGAAGUCGGGGUUCUCUCGCUUCUGCUUGUCGUACCACGACUCGUCGGACCCCGACUCUCGCGUCGCUAUUUCGCUCGACCGCGUCGCUGAGGCGCCCACGGACGCGGGUGCCUGGGAGGCGCUGACAGCAGAGCUCUCGCAAGACGGCGACUGGGAGGAGGCUCUGCUCGCCGCCGUCCCCGCCACGCUGCUCGGCGAUAGCUCGGACACAAUCGCCCGCGCUUUGCGGCGGGGCGCCGCCGCCUUGCUCCCAAAGGGGUGGGUCCACGCUGCCAACUCGAGCGCCAAAUGGUGCUCACGCGCCCUUGCCGACUGCACCGCCACGGCCGACGGCGUCACCGUGCUCUGCGCUGCAGCCGCUGCAGCCGCUGCUGGCGAACGCGCUCCGCGCGCACUCUCUCGGCACCCGACUCAGCUUUGA